Messenger RNA from Hevea brasiliensis (rubber tree), 1695 nucleotides. RefSeq lists its product as uncharacterized. Gene Ontology annotation, biological process: transmembrane transport. The record is from RefSeq and is a predicted model, not a curated record. Bases 314 to 1387 code for a protein of 357 amino acids. The transcript is spliced from 7 exons. Lineage: Eukaryota; Viridiplantae; Streptophyta; Magnoliopsida; Malpighiales; Euphorbiaceae.
CUGUCCGUAAACUGCUUCCGUCCGAGGCACACGGGCAAAAUAUUCCACAUGCGGACCUUUUCUGAGUUCCAAGUUCUUAUAUGAACCCAUAAAAUAAGCACACACUGGUCCGCCCUAAUUAGGGUUUGGGUUUAGGGUUUCUCUCCUCAGUCUUCACCACUACCGUGACUUUCAUCUUUUCCCAAUUUCACCGCUAAAAUCCGCACGCCUAUGCAACGCCAAUCUCAAGGUCAACCACCUUAACAUAUACCAGCCACAGAGACACCAAGAACUUUGAGAGGAAAAAGGCAAAUCUCGAGGGAAGAAAUUAAAUAUGGAAGCAAGGGUUGGUGUGGUUGUUGAGGGAGGACAGAGAGCCCUCAAUUCUGCUGCUGUUGUUAAUGGAAGCGUCGUUGAUGCUAGUGCUAGGAAAUUUCUGCAGCAUCACAAUCACAGCCACAACCACAACCACAACAAACAGCAGUCUCUUAGUCCUCAAGCGCAGAUAGGAACCGUACAACAGCUGCUUUCUGGUGGUAUUGCCGGUGCUUUUAGUAAGACCUGCACGGCUCCUCUGGCUCGCCUGACUAUCCUCUUUCAGGUUCAGGGUAUGCAUGCUGAUGUUACAGCAUUAAGCAAGGCUAGCAUAUGGCGUGAGGCUUCCCGUAUUAUUCAUGAAGAAGGGUUUAGAGCUUUUUGGAAAGGCAAUCUGGUUACUAUUGCUCAUCGUCUUCCUUAUUCUUCUGUGAAUUUCUAUGCUUAUGAGCGCUACAAGAGUUUGAUACAUUCAGUUCUUGGCCUGGAAAAACAGAGAGGGAGUGCUCCUGCAGAUCUUGCUGUACACUUUGUAGCUGGUGGGUUGUCAGGAAUAACAGCUGCUUCUGCAACAUAUCCACUAGAUCUUGUGAGGACGCGCCUUGCAGCACAGAGGAACACAAUCUACUACAGAGGUAUUGGGCAUGCAUUUCAUACCAUAUGCAGAGAAGAAGGGUUUUUGGGCCUGUAUAAGGGACUUGGAGCAACACUUUUGGGAGUUGGGCCAAGUAUAGCAAUAAGCUUUUCUGUUUAUGAGUCUCUCAGAUCUUUAUGGCUGUCUCAAAGGCCCAAUGAUUCUACUGUUGUGGUUAGUCUUGCUUGUGGUAGUCUUUCAGGCAUUGCAUCUUCAACAGCAACAUUUCCUUUGGACCUUGUGAGGAGAAGAAUGCAGUUGGAAGGGGCUGGUGGUCGUAAACGUGUUUACACAACUGGCUUGUUUGGGACAUUUGGACAUAUAAUCCGGAACGAAGGGUUGAAGGGCUUGUAUAGAGGGAUUCUGCCUGAAUACUACAAGGUAGUUCCUAGUGUUGGUAUUGUCUUCAUGACAUAUGAGACAUUGAAGAUGCUUCUAUCGAGUGUACCUGCCAGUUAAAUGAGAUAAGAGUUAACUUAAAUUGUGUCCAUGAGAAAUUCUGUCUGGGCGCACGAAACCAAGAAAAUUAAGAGGAUUCAGUUUUGUUAUCCCGGAAGGUUGGCAGUAGAAAUGUUCUGUCUGUGGUACAUGAGAGACUCCAUGGUGGUAAAUUUUGCGGUUGCUGCGAUGAGACCCUAUAAUUUUUUAUGUAUAGGCAGAUGCGGAGCGGGCGGUGCAAGUGGAGACUUGGCCCCCAAACAUUUAUAAAUUUUUUUUAGGUGUAAAAAAUUUUAUUUUUUUAAAUUAAUAUAGUAAAUUUUCUAUUA